AUGGCCGCGACGCUGUUGUAUCGGCUGCAGCGCAUUGCGUCGCCCACGUCACGAAUUCAAAGCCCCAUUGCAUUUCAACAGUCACUACACAUCCGUUUGUUAUCAUCUGGGCUCGAAAAUCGCGGCUUUUUGGAUGUGCUUCGAUUCAAAACCAUCCAACCGUUGAAUGGUCAAUUGAAACCCCAGGACUUCCGCUGUAAGGCAGCUUUGGUAGUCAAUACAGCCUCCAAGUGCAGUCAUGCAAGCCAGCUGAAACAACUUCAGACAUUGCACGAAAAGUACAGUGAACAAGGUCUUAUAGUGGUAGCCGUGCCCUCCAAUGACUUUGCGGGUCAAGAGCCUGGAAGUAUUGACGAUAUUCUGAAACGAUACAUGGAAUUUGGCGUCACCUUUGCCAUUGCAGAGAAGACAUCGGUGAAAGGGGACAACGCUCAUCCGUUUUUCAGGAAAAUUGCAGAUAAAUACGGCGCAUCAGUAGCUCCAACGUGGAAUUUUGACAAGUUUCUAGUAGAUCAUAGAGGCGAGAUGAUAGCUGUGUUUCCAAAUGAUACGGAACCAUUGAUAGAUGAGGUCGUCGCAGAGAUUGAAGAAGUAUUGGCGGAUUUGCCACGAGAUUUGACGUUUGGCGAGAAAAUAAUUGAUGGAAACGAGUCUUCUCGACAUGAGAUGAAUGAGGAAGAUGCCGAAGACAAGGAUAAGUGA
Molecule: messenger RNA, 702 nt
Organism: Plasmopara halstedii
Lineage: Eukaryota; Oomycota; Peronosporomycetes; Peronosporales; Peronosporaceae
Product: glutathione peroxidase
Exons: 1
Coding region: 1-702 (233 amino acids)
Biological process (GO): response to oxidative stress
Molecular function (GO): glutathione peroxidase activity
Source: RefSeq, a predicted model, not a curated record